AGAUCGAGAGACCGGCAGAAGCACGCAUCGAACUCGAUUACGAGGAUAUAUCGGCACAAGGGGAAAGCACGUACUCUCCUCUGAAUUAUGGACAGAAGCAUGCCGUGGAUGCGAUACUCGCGAGUUUCGCGGGCGCCUCAGAUCGGCUCUUCUUCAUCGAUGGUCCUGGCGGGUCCGGUAAAGCCUAUCUGUACAAUACUCUGUAUAAUAUUCUAGACGGUCGUCGACUCAUUGAUGAAAUUGUUCAAGAUAACCAAGAAGAUGAAAUUCACCUCACGACGGAGUAUCUCAUUUCCCUAACCCCGUUCGGGAUGCCACCGCAUGAGUUAUAUCUCAAGGACGGGGCAAUAGUAACGCUCCUUCGUAAUUUGGAUAUAACCAAUGGACUGUGUAAUGGCACGAGACUUCGGAUACAGUCGAUGGGUCAGUUCACCUUAGGAUGCGGAUUCGUAUCCGGACUGCGGAAAGGUGAAUUCGUGCUCAUACCGAGGACAGACAAUUGUUGCGAUACCAAAUUACCCUUCCGGAUGCGACGGAGACAGUUCCCUGUCCAACUCGCUUUCGCCAUUACCAUCAACAAAAGUCAAGGUCAGGCUUCCUCCAAACUUGGACUCCAUUAA
Galendromus occidentalis (western predatory mite) is the source of this 620-nucleotide messenger RNA. RefSeq lists its product as uncharacterized. Gene Ontology annotation, biological process: telomere maintenance; DNA repair. The annotation marks the transcript as partial. The transcript is spliced from 2 exons. The record is from RefSeq and is a predicted model, not a curated record. Gene Ontology annotation, molecular function: DNA helicase activity. NCBI's taxonomy places the organism in Eukaryota, Metazoa, Arthropoda, Arachnida, Mesostigmata, Phytoseiidae.